Plodia interpunctella (Indianmeal moth) is the source of this 1742-nucleotide messenger RNA. RefSeq names its product sphingosine-1-phosphate phosphatase 1-like. Gene Ontology annotation, molecular function: sphingosine-1-phosphate phosphatase activity. The record is from RefSeq and is a predicted model, not a curated record. Gene Ontology annotation, cellular component: endoplasmic reticulum membrane. Gene Ontology annotation, biological process: sphingosine metabolic process. Lineage: Eukaryota; Metazoa; Arthropoda; Insecta; Lepidoptera; Pyralidae. The transcript is spliced from 4 exons. The coding region runs from base 170 to 1417 and encodes 415 amino acids.
GUAUCUAUUGUAGUAUAUUUUGUGUGGAUGGAUGACAGGAGCAGGCAGAGCCGCGAAGCUAUCGCGAAGCCAUCAAGCGUAACAAUACCUACCACAAGGUAUUUUAUUCAUUUUGAUGUGUAUGUAGCGUACCGUAAAUUAUAGUGUAGUGAACAUACACCUUGAAAUCAUGAGGGAUAGUAUUAUAACUUAUUUACAGGACCCUUUAUUAGUGGUCAAGGUGCAAAAUUUUUUCGGUGUUAUUUACAAUAGACAUGUGCAAAAUAAUGAUACGUCUGUGAUAAACUCUGAUCGUUUGGAGCGUUUAGUUGAAGAAAAUGAUUUGAAGCAGCAUAAAAGAAUACCGAGUAAUACGUCUACCAGUUCACAGUCCUCUUACGAGACGGAUUCUUCAGUCGAAAGAGAGGAAAUUGAGUGUACUAUCAAUAAUAAGUUUUGGUACUAUCUUUUCGUCGUGGGAACUGCUCUGGGAGAUGAGAUUUUUUACGCUACAUUCAUCCCGUUUUGGUUUUGGAAUAUCGACGGUGCUGUUGGCAGAAGGGUGGUCUUGGUGUGGACUGUUGUAAUGUACAUUGGUCAAGGUUUCAAAGACAUAAUACGCUGGCCUCGCCCCGGAUACCCUGUGAAGAAAUUACAGACGAAAUGGGCAAUUGAAUAUGGAAUGCCAUCCACUCACGCCAUGGUCGGGGUGUCAAUACCAUUCUCCGUACUGCUUUAUACGAUGGACAGGUACCAGUAUCCAGUGCAUUGGGGCCUUUUCAUUGCCACAGCGUGGUGUACUCUGAUCUGCAUCAGUAGGAUUUACCUGGGCAUGCAUAGUGUUUUGGACAUAGCCGCUGGCCUGCUAUUGUCUACAGCGCUCCUGGUGGUUCUCAUUCCAACUGUCGACUGGCUGGAUGGAGUUCUACUCGCUUCUAAUUACUCGCCGAUACUAGUCCUAGCCGUUUCUAUACUUGUCAUAGUAUUCCAUCCAAAUGCUGAUAAAUGGACACCUACAAGAGGCGACACGACAAUGAUAGUCAGUGUGUGCGCAGGCAUCCUGGCGGGGUCGUGGACCAACUACCAGACCGGCAACAUGGCCCCCAGCGAGGCCAGCCCGCCCUACGAGAUCAUAUGGCCCUCCGUCGAGAUGAUCGGCUGCACAAUACUGCGCACCAUACUCGGCUUUUGCGGCGUUCUAGCCACAAGGGCUUUCGGCAAGUCGAUUUCAUACGCAUUCGUCUGUGCGCUAUUAGGCAAAGACAAAAACGAGUUGCGCAAUUCUGAAAACAGUCUGGACAACAAAAAUAAAAUUAUCGUUGAACUCAGCUAUAAAUAUUUCACGUACGGAAUGAUAGGGUUCAAUACGACUUAUGUGUUUCCAAAUGUGUUUGAUCUGCUGCUGAUUAACAGGCCUACUUACUAUACGGAGAUAUGAUAGGAUAUGGAUUUGAGCUGUUUAUUAGUCAUUCAAGUGUCAUGUUGAUGUUACUAUGCGGACAUAUAAAACUAACUCACAGUCUAACUUAUACCACAUUCGUUUAGGUACUUAAAAAUAGGUAUAAUAUGAAAUGUACACUUUAAAAUCAAUAUCUUUGGAUAUUGCAAAUCAACUUUAUUUUAAAGUGUACAAUUACAUAAUAUUUUUUUAAGUACCUACCUAAAGAGACGUGAUACAAUUUUUUAGCACCAGCGUUUCCAGAUUUUUUUUUUUUGGCAAAGCGGGAAUUUUUGACAUAAUGGGUAAAAAGGCGGGAUUAUUU